This is a messenger RNA of Adineta steineri, 1755 nucleotides long. The record is from the annotation of a GenBank genome assembly. Lineage: Eukaryota; Metazoa; Rotifera; Eurotatoria; Adinetida; Adinetidae.
GGUCAUGUACAAUUGUGUACGAGCAUUCACAUUCGACCUGCGUAUCUAAAUACAGUGUAUUUCUAUCUGUUGAAACAGAGUGAUAUAAAAAAGCGAGUAGUGAGAGCGAACUUAUGUCCAAUGAUCAGUUAUUGCAAAUUCGAACGACUUCCUGAAUUGCGAACAAGUAUCUCUAUGUUUAAUCAAUAGAAUACAUUUCAUUAUACUUUUUUGUAGUAGUAGGAGCCACUAUUCUAUGCUAUUUCAAGCUAUAUUCUACUGAUAUUUUAGUACCGAAGGUGGAUUAGUCAUAACUUAUGAGGAAAUUUUGCAGUGACAUUAUAAAUACAAUUCCAUGCGUUUUAUGAAUGAGCUAUUACAAUUUUUUAUACGGUUUAAAGGUCCAGAUAAUAGGCCUUAAUUUCGAAAAUUUCCAUCUGUUUUACUCUAAGAGAUAAUCAGAAUUGUCCGAAAGAUUCUUCAAGAUAGAACAUUGAAUUCGUGACAUUAAACAGUUUGCUUCAAAAUUUUUUCAUCUUGUCAUAAUAGAAGAAGCGAUCUGUAUAGAAGACCCUUGACAAAUUUUAAGUUUAUAGCCUAGUUUUAGCCCAAAAGCAUAACUCGAAAUGUUGGAGAAAAUAUGAAAUUUGAGAUUAUUUGACGAGAUCCGAUAUAAAGAAAAAUUCUAAAAGUUCUGAGUUUAAUCAUAUUUUUGAUCGUUUUUUUUGUACAUGAGAUGUAAAAAGCUAGUGCAUUAAAAACUGCGUACUGUAUAGCUGAAGUGACAAUACUCACCGAUGUUCCGAUUAUAGACGAUCGAUAAAAAAAUAAAACUUGUGUAUUUAUUAUCAAAUUUGUUCCAAGACUGUUGUAUAUUGCUUGUUAUCGAAUUCUAAGGUCGUCCUUAUGUUGUGAUUUGAUCGAUUCUUCUAAUAAGUAUUGUUACUCAAGGUUUUAUUUCAUACGAAGCGCUUGUACACUCUUCACUCAUUUUUUUUCUUUUUUAUAUAAUAUUGAGGAGUGUAUAUACACAAAAUCACAUUAUAGAUUUGGUUGAGUGCACAUGUAUUUAGUUAUAUGUAGAUAGGGUUGCAACUGUAUAAUAAAAAAUACAUUAAGCGAAGGAGAGUAGGAAAUAAUAUAUUUGAAGUUAAUAUAAUGAAGCACGUGGUCGUCGUUGUAAAGAACGGAAAAUUAUCAAUAUAAGAUUGUAUUAAAUAGCUGAUGAUAGUAGUUUCGUUUGGCUUGAUUGUUUUUUAAUUUUAUUGUGAUCUAAAAUAAAAGUUAUACAACGUAAUAACAGAGGCUAACAGAUUGAUCUAUCUGCUUAUGAUAUUCUCUCUCAUAUUGAUAUUAACAUCGUAAUUGUUGAUCGUACAUAAAGGAUUUUAAUUUCUAAUAGAAUGAUAUUACACCAUCUAUUAAUAAAUUUUGCAAACAUUUUAUUAUUUUAUUAACAAGAAUAAUAUAAUAUUGUUGUUUAGUAUCUAUGUCGUACUGAAGAAAAAAUAUUCUGUUUCUUGUAGGCUGUGAGUAGUGUUUGAAAAAUCAAAAGAUAUAUCUAGACAUAUCUUCAGUAAAGAAAAACACGUUUACUCUAAUUGUUUAAUAUUAAAAUAGUUUAUAAAAAGAUAAUUUUAUUUUAAAAUAUAAAUUCAAGGUUUAGAACAAAUAAUAAUUUCAAAAACAAAUGAAUAUAGUAGAUUAUCUAAAAAAGUAACAUUACUUUUACCUAAAUCAGCUGAAUGUGAAUGUUUUGAAUUAGAAUUAAAAUAA